Darwinula stevensoni is the source of this 6889-nucleotide messenger RNA. The record is from the annotation of a GenBank genome assembly. NCBI's taxonomy places the organism in Eukaryota, Metazoa, Arthropoda, Ostracoda, Podocopida, Darwinulidae.
AUGGGAGGAGGAACUCCGGUUCUGGAGGCAUUCCCGGAUGAUUGGAGGAACUCCGGUUCAGGAGGAAUCCCCGAUGGAGCGAGAAAGCGCGAGGAGCACGUGAACGGGCCGCUUUGUCCUCGUCCCAUUGUGCUUGUGUUGACUGCUGCGGGUGAGACGUACUUCCAGCGGUGGGGUGAUGAAUCGACUUUCUGGUUCAGUGGAAGUGACAAUUAUCGAACAAUGCUCUCUCUUCGGGAAGCCUUUGACCCUGGAGAAAGCGUGAAGGAUCCCUCCCGUGCCCUUUAUGGACACGACACGCCGAGUUGCGACACGGACGGGACUUGCGGGUCGAGGUGUCGUCUUGCGGCGACAGCCCGCCACAACUGCAGCACGGACGGCGACUGCUCCAAGACGGAGUUCUGCCUGGGCGGCGUGUGCGUGAACCCGUGCAACGUGCUCAACCCGUGCGAGAGGUCCCUGAGGAACGGGAUCUGCGCUGUUGAGGAGCACAGGCCGGUCUGCAGGUGUCCAGAUGGGUUCGUCAACAUGGGCGUGGAGUGCAAGCCAGUUCGGUGCAUGCACAAAGGAAAGCAGCACAGCUACGCAGACAGCGUCUACGAAGAGAACUGCGAGCAGCGAUGCACGUGCUCCUCAUCGGGCGAGAUGGUGUGCAACUCGGACUACACGUGCCUGCCGGGGUUCUUCCGGGUCGGGUCGUACUCACGAGACCCGCUGUGCUUCGAGAACAAGAACGAGCCGUUCGCGGACGAAUGUUGCGUGACGGUGGUCUGCGCGGGGCCCAAGGGACAGUCCGGGGCCGAGGACAAGGACAAGGACAAAGGGCAGACCAAGGCGGAAGACAGCAAGGGCUCUUCGGGAGGCGAUGAAGGAGAGGCGGUAGCGGCUGGAGGCGAAGGAGAGGAACCAGCCAAGAAUCCCAUGGAACCGUCCGAUUCAUCAUCCACGUCUCCCACCACCCCGACGCCGACCGCCUCCAUCUCCCCAGAGGCCUCGAGUCCACUCGAGGCGUCCACCUCCCCGACCGCCCCGUCCGCAUCCACCGACGGCGCGUCCACUCCCGCGUCCUCGACGCCCCCGACCUCGACGACCGCCACGACCCCCAAGACCACGACCGCCUCCCCCACGCUGGACAUCGUCAGCAUCACCCACAACAGCACGACCCUGCGCCUCCCGGGCACCCAAGGCGGCACCCUCUACAUGGUCGUCCGCGGCGACUUCGACGGGGAGAACACCCAAUGGAACAAGCUCCUCGUCCCCUCCGGAGCCCAUUCCUACACCGUCAUGCACCUUAGACCCAGCACGGAGUACUUGUUCAGGUGGAACAGCGUGGAAUCCACCGCACCCAUGGCCACACUCCGCACUCAAGACGGUUGCGUGGCCGGCGACCUAUCCUACGGCCUGGGCCAUUCAUACCCAGCGGGCGGGUGCGCCAGCAUCUGCCGCUGCCUGGCGCCCGGCGGCCGCGUCGAGUGCACCCAGCGCUGCCGCCACGUCCGCGGCCAGAUCACCCUGCAGCCCGGCUGCGUCGAGGCGCCCGACCCCGCCGACCCCGAGUGCUGCGUCGUCCAGCAGUGCCACCCGCCCAAAGAGUAUCUCAUGCUGAUUCACCCGCGAGAGAAAGUACCCUUGAGGUUGGGACUCUGUAAGGCAGCCGAUGUUGCCCAACCUGGGGUGACGAAGCAUCCUUGGCAUUGUCGUGACGCCGUCGUGACGUCGACGGCAGUAGUCACCAUGGCCAUCAAUUCCCUCCACGACGAAGGGCGAGAUCCGCCCUGUGAGCCCCACAUGCGUCUUGUGGGCCCCAUAGAGGGGCUGCUUCAUUCACGCGAGAGCUAUGCGCGUUAUCGUAGCAUUUCGCGAUAUCACCUCGGAGCUGAGGAGGCGCGGAGCAUCUCGACGCCGCCGGAGACCCCGCCGUCAGACGCCUCCUCCACGUCGACGCCCACCGCCGCGACCUCCAAGCCCACCGCCACCGCCUCCACCCCGUCCCCCGACGGCAACUCCGAGCUCCGGCCGAAGCUGAUCGUGACGGAGCGGACGCAGGACAGCGUGAGCCUCGCCUGGGACGACUUCAGUCCCCCGUCGUACUCGCACGGGUACGUGGUCCAGUACCGACAGGCGAACGCGACGCAGGGGCGGACGUGGCAGCCGCUGCCGGUCACGGGGCAGUUGCCGCAUGCGACCAUCCGGAGUCUCGUCCCCAGCACUACCUAUCAGGUCCGGGUCUCCAUUUACGACGACUUCGACUCCAACACCUUGGGCCUCUCCACGGCGACCAUCAAUAUCACCACCCGAGCCGGGUGCGUGUUCAACGGGACGACGCACGAAGUGGGGGCGGAGCUGGUGCAAGGCUGCGAGGCCCAGUGCAUGUGUCACCAGAACGGGUCCGUGACGUGCAGCGAGCGGUGCCAGUACCCGUACUUCCAGCGGGGUACCUCCCACCCGGACCCGUACUGCUCGGAGCAGGCGGUGGACGAGUGCUGCGCGCUUAUGGCGUGCGAGGGGGCGGCGGAUGAGGAUCGGAUCGUGACUGAGGUCCCGGACCCGUCGAUGCAUCACGUAACGGAAUUGAAGGCGUGCAAAUACAACAACGAAACGUUUGCAGUGGGCGAGGAUUUUCAUGACGGAUGCGAAUACAAAUGCACGUGCACUGCUUCAUUAGAAAUUCAAUGCGAGCCGAGGUGUUCGCUGAGGGCGGAUGCGACGGCGCCGCCGUCCUGCAUGCUCGAGCCGGAUCCGAACGACGAAUGCUGCUCGCUGCUCUUCUGUCCGUCGGGGGUCAAUGGGACGGGGGCCAUGGUUCCUCGGGAAGGUGGGGUGGAUGGUUUCGUUGCUUCUGUUGGGUGCGGGUGUGGGGCAUCUGGAGCUUCUGAGGUCGUCGAGAGGCGAUGGAGGCUCCAGAUGCCGUCGUUGGAGAGUACCCAAGCAGUGACUCUUCCAUUUGCUGGCUGCAAGUAUGAAAAUCAGACAUUAAAAGCCAAUGAGACGUUCAACAAAGGUUGCGAGGAGACUUGCAGAUGCAUGGGUUUUGGAGACAUCUCAUGCUUCCCACGGUGUCCGCCUCCAAGCCAUGGAGGAAAUCGUGGCAUCUCCUGCGUCACUUUACCAGAUCCUACUGAUCCGUGUUGCACCAUUACUGUCUGUGGAGAAACCCAGUCAGAUGUAAUGAAAGCAAAUACCUCUGAGGCCCAAGCAACAUCUACAUCAACCCUCUCGAGUACAACUGUGAUCCUAACCUCUAGUUCUUCUGUUGCCACUUCAACCCCCACUCCUUCUACAUCCCCUCCUCCACCCCCAACCACUCCCCCAACACCUGGAUGCAAGUACGAGAGCAAGCAAUUUAAUGUAGGCUCUGAGUUCUUUAUGGGCUGCAGUGCUCGAUGCCUUUGCGUUGGCACCAACGUGUACCAAUGCGUCCCGAGGUGCCUCGAGCACCGAAUUCCGGCCGGGUUCAACUGCACGUACCAGCCUGAUCCUUCAGAUUCUUGCUGCACCAUACCCUUGUGCACACCCUUCAGAGAGGUGCCGGAAGAGCCGACGGGUUGCACGUACGACGGUGAGGUCAUACCCGUUGGAACUGAAUUCAACAAAGGAUGUGAAGAGCGCUGUUUCUGUGUGGGCUCAGGGAUCGAACACUGUGCACCUCGAUGCCCUAGAAUAGACCCUUUGUUUAUGGAAACAUGUACUCAGGUUCCUGAUCCAGGAGAUCCCUGCUGCAACGCCCUCUUGUGUCCCGAACCUAUUCCUCUGCCCACACUUCCAGAUGAAUCCCAAGAUGGAGAAACAUCAACUGUUUCAAACACACUGGGAGGUCAAGAGGGCUGCUUAUAUGAGGGGACUUUAUAUCCCCUUGGGACUAACUAUACCAAGGGAUGUGAAGAGAGAUGUGUCUGCCUGGGACCUGGCAUUGAGCAUUGCUUCCCUCGAUGUGAGGAUAUUACUCCCAAGCUGAAGGAUGGCUGUACAGUCAUCCCUGAUCCUGCUGAUAAAUGCUGCCAGAAUCUCAAAUGUCCUGAAAAAAAUCCACGCUUGGAGGACUCUGGGAACUCAUUGGCAGACAGCCAACAGAUACAUUGUUCCUAUGAGGGGAAACUCCUUUCAGUAUAUGAGAGGGUGUACAAUGAAUGCGUCUCCUUCUGCAUGUGCAUGCCUUCGGGCGAGAUGGAAUGUGCAGCCGUGGAAUGUCCUGAUGCCUAUUCCCUUGAGUACCUGCAUCCUGAGUGCUAUGAAUGGGGACCAAAUCCAGCCACUCCAGUGGAACCACCAAACUGUUGCCCACAUUAUGUGUGUCUCAAUGAUGGCACAUGUGAGUACAAAGGGGAGACUUUCGACAACUUUGAGGAGAUCCCUGAGAGCUUGACGGGUUGCCAAAAGCGAUGCAUGUGCGAAUUUGGGAACAUCUCCUGCCAUGACGUGUGUCCUCCAGUGGCUGAAAAGCCUCCUCUCAGCCUCCCUUGCCCCCCUCAGAUUGCCUUCUUGGAGGAAGAAGGUUGCUGCCAAGUAUGGAAAUGCCCUUCAAGUCCAUUCACGCCGACCCGUCCCCCACCUCCCAUCCCUGGCCUUUUAGAUGCGGAUCGUUUCCCCAUGUUCCCUCCUCAGAAUACCAGACCUACAAAGCCUAACUUCCCACUUCCACCAACACUUCAAAUAGACACAAGCUGUGCAUACAAUGGAAAGCUGUAUGGAAUUGGCCAGUCGUGGGAAGUGGGAGCAAGCUGUCAGAGGAAAACUUGCACCUGCACUCUGCAUCCGAAUGGAACAGCAGGGGUAGAAUGCCAAGGAGGGUGCGCUGAUGUGGCAUCUCGGGCCCUUGAGCCCAGCCCCGAAUGCCCUUCACCGUAUCUCUUCACCCCUACUGAUCCCUGUAUAUGCCCCUUUGUCAUGUGCAAUGCCUCUCACUCCUCAGGACAAAGGAUCUCUGACUUGCGUGUUCAUCCGAUCAACGCCACUGCUGUACAGAUCACAUUUUCCCUACCGCCUAUCUAUGUUGGUCUCUCUGGUGAUGUUGAAGUCCUCUAUGACUACAAGUCACAGGAGAAGUCAGAUCCUACCCAGUGGGACUCUACAUUCUGGAUGCCAGAGGGGGAAGUCUUUGCAUCCAAGAGACAGGUGUUCACUCUGAAUCGGUUCAAGCCAGCGACGAAAGGACCAAGUACAACGAAGCCCCCUCAUGUCCCAACCACAUCCCUGCCAUCAAAACUCAAUGUGGAUGCAAACCUCGAAUUCAGGAACCUUCAACCAACAUCUGUGUUCAUCUUAUGGAGGAAAUUCCGCCCUUUCGAGAGGCAAUUCAUCGAUGCCAUUCAACUGCGAUAUCGGAACAGGGAUGAGAAUUCUCAGGUCCCAAAGAUGACACCUCUGCUACAUCCAGAGAAUACAGAAUACGAAUUGCGAGGACUAACACCCGACACGGAGUAUGAAGUGGACAUUGCAUUCUCUCCUUUCCCGAAUCAGACAACCGAUCUCGUAUCGGAUACUCCAUUGUACCUGCACACUCCUCCGCUUUCAGAUAUUUAUAAUUUCUCGAUGAUGCUGGAGAUCCCGAAGAUGAGUUCCCGAGUCAUCGAGCUCCGUCUGAACGGGAUCCCCCAGCCUCCAAGCAAAUACGUCAACGUCUAUCGCGUCUUGCACAAAGCCAUGAACCGCCUCACGCCCGAGGAACAAUUCGUUCUCCCAAAAGUCGACCCUCCGGCUUUCACCAUCGAGGGUCUCAAGCCCAGCACUGAGUACCAAAUAUGGGUGGAGGCCUUUCUGAGAAAUGGGAAGAUCUUGCCAUCAAACGUGAUCGACCGGAAGACACCUUCAGAUCCUUAUGGCGCACCAGAUAAUCCCAAGGAGACACAGUUUGCGGAAAAGAGUCAUGCAACGGUCGGAGGAGACGAAGGAGGUUCUUAUUACGUCCCAAUGAUCAUCUUGGCCAUCGUGGUCGUGGUCUUGAUCGUCCUGUCCAUUGCAAUCGCCAUCCUGUGCCGACGCCAGAGCCGAGCCAAGGCUCCUAUCUCCUCACCUCGCCAUGUCAACGAUCACGAACUCACAACACAGAGCUACAACAACCCCUCAUUCAAGCACGCAGAUGCGGAGGGAAAUUACAUCAACGGGAAGGAUUCCACGAAGUCCCUGGAUCCAUGAAGACGCGAGAAGAGGCAGCAGUCGGAAAAUGUGAUAUUGAGUCCGCAGGAGAGGAGUGAUAAGUCUGCGCUUCCUCUCGAAGUCCAUGCCAUAGGGAGGAAUCCCUGAUUGAUAUGUGAUAAUGCUCAAUCGUCCCCCGAUCCCGAUCCCUUGAGAGAAUGCGUGUGUGUGUGUGUUUUGUGAUUCCAAAUAUGACUCAUGGGUUCCUUUUGCAAGCAAAAACGGUGCUCCGAUCGUCGGGUUCCAUGACUCGAUUCUCCGUGCAAUUCUUGAAUCCUAUUAGAUGUGACUCCAGCCGACGAGUGGAUUACAUUUCAUCCUUCUUCACGUUCACACAUUUUAGAUCUUAAGAUUUUUUUUUAUGAUCCACACGAGCACGAAAUUCCUUUUAGGUUGGCCGGUCCAACAGUUCUUAAUCCGAAAUUCCUGCCAGCGGCAGCUGGUUCCAGCCAUCAUGACAUAAAUAUGGCCUUUUAUUUCCGGGUUUUUGUCUGUCCUUGUAAAUGAUGAAAGAAGUAUCUUUGCAUGCUUCAUUGUAUUUUUUGGAUCUUUCAUUGUGAUAAUGUAGUCAGGCGAACUAUGUAGGGAGCAACCAAACAGUAUGGAAAGAUCUUGAAAUGCUCCCGGUGACAGUUUCCUUGUUGAAAGGACAAAAAAAUGACUGGUAUUGAUUAUUACAGCUGUAUCAUGAUGAGCUGUGACUGGGUAUGAAUGUUGUAGAUUAUGGAAUGAAGAUGACGAGUCUUUUCUUGAUCUA